Molecule: messenger RNA, 2324 nt
Organism: Myotis brandtii (Brandt's bat)
Lineage: Eukaryota; Metazoa; Chordata; Mammalia; Chiroptera; Vespertilionidae
Product: transmembrane epididymal protein 1-like
Exons: 1
Coding region: 682-1587 (301 amino acids)
Source: RefSeq, a predicted model, not a curated record
AGAUCCAGUGGAGAUGAUGAAGUGAGGGUAGGGGUGGGACAAAGAUGUGAAGAGGUAAGGGGAGGAGGUGAAGGGAGCUUUCUUGGUCAUUUUCCAGAAUGUGUCUAUAAAAUAGAAAAGCCAGGUAGAUGGUAGGUAUGUGUUAAAUGGUUAUAUAUCCAAAUGUUUAUACAUAUACGCAUCUAUAAAGAAAACCUUACAAUUGGACCCAAGUUAUGUCUGAGGGGUACUGAAUGAUAUUUAAGGGUUUGUGAGUGCCCCGGCUUCCUCUGGAUAAUAUGGUAAUCCCUACCCCAUCCCUUAGUCCUCUCUCCUUCUGUUCUAAGUGCUGGGCAGCACAAGGGGAAGGAAUCCAGGGGAGAAAGGGACAAGUGUGACCUGAAGCGCCCCAAAGGCCAUAGAGGGGAGCCCCUAAAAACACAUUCAUCAACUUUCUUCUUUGGCAAAAGCCAGUUCCCAAUGUACCAGAAUGGAAUGGAACAAUGAUGCUUUACACCACCAAAGGUGUAGGCUUGAUUCAAGAAACAUUUCCUCUCUGUAGGGGGGCAGUGGGAGGGGUGAGAUGAUAAAAGUUGGUGGAAGGCAAUUCUUUCCAAAGUCCAGACCUUGGAGUGGCCCCAGAAGGUGUGGACGUGCCCAAGUUUUGUUCUUCUCUCUUUCGUUAAGAAGAUCUGUAGUUCAAUGGGAACCUUUAUCGGUCAUGUGUACCCGGGGCUGUUUCUAUUUUCAUACGGACUGUAUCAGGCAAUAGUGGUCUCCAAAGCUGUGAUAUUCAAUGACUCUCGCCUGAAUCCUUCAUGUCCUCCAAGAAACAAGGGAAGAUGGGCCAAGCUGUGGGAAAUAUCCUACCGAGGUUUGUUGAAAAUAGUGACCGGCUCCAUCUUGAUAGCUUAUGAGAACAGUUGCAUUAAAGGAGGGUUAGUCCUGAUGAACAGGGAAAUGCCACCGAGAUUUAUGCUCCCCAAACAGUGGCAGCACCUCACCAUGUUCAUCCUCCUCACCCUCAAUGGCUGUGUAGAUGUCACGAGCAAGAACUUGCUGCCUCAGAGGUGUGUGCUCCUAGAAAAAGGUGCCCUGGUCCUGAUCUUCUACGUGCUCCUGAUGCUGUUGGUGUCACAUGUUCAAGAUUCGACAGGGGUGGAACUGCAGGUUCAUUCUCUACUCAUCUUGGUGGUGUUCCUGCUGAUGCUGGUGUUCACUGUUGAGCUGUGGACUCCCAAUGCAUUUCACCUCUCAAUGAUUGAGACCUUCCUGUUUCUGAUGAUGGGCUCCUGGCUGAUGCAGGCAGGCUUUAUUCUGUACCGACCAGUCACCGGCUACCCAUGGCAGGAUGAUGACAUCAGUGACAUCAUGUUUGUCACCACCUUCUUCUGCUGGCAUGUGAUGAUCAAUGCUUUGUGCCUGUUAGGAAUCUAUGGUGUUUUUUCCUUUUGGCAUCAUUGUUACAAUCCCAGGUCGAAGCUGACAGGAUCCAAAAAAGCUCCAUAUUAUGCAAACACUGAAGGACCCAUCUACCACUUGCUGCCAGAAGUGGAGCAGUCAGAGAAAGAUGACCAGGCUCUUCUCCUUCCAGAGAGCUCACCCUGAGAUAGGGCCCAGGAUACCUGGCACAUUGUCCAUCCCUUCUUCCUCCUUGUAGGUUCUCUUAGACAUGUGCAUUAUAUCCUCUUCGGUCUCCAAUGAAGGUAAUGGCCAUGGAGAGCAUUUGGUCUCCGUCUGCUGGUACAUCUCCUGAACUUGUAAUUGCUGAGGAAAUGAGAGGGGGCUGAGAAAGGGAUGCUGAAUAGAUUGGUGAGGUGGGGGAAAGAGAACCAAGUGAAUAGAUAAAUGUGCAAGAAAAGCCAUGGGGAUUAAAAAUGCAAUAGAAGGGAAGCCUUUGAAGGGAAGAGAGGGGAAUCCAGCAGUCAUUCCAUCUACCAGCUACUUCUCUGGGUACAAGUGAUUGCCUUUUACCUGAGGGAAUAAUGAUUUCUUACAAUUCAAAACUGGAAUCAUUCAUGUCUCAUCCUGAUAAAGAAUAGUGGGUAUUUCUGUUUGCUCACCAAAAUGGCUCUACCAUGUGGAGCUAGCAUCAACAGAACUUUUGUCUCCUCCCAAAGAAAGUCCUUUAAGGAUUGGGUUAAUUUCAAAUUAAUAAAGUGAAACUAUACUAAUGCUUUAAUAUAGUAACAUUUCAAAUUUGUACAACUGAAAUUUUUAUAGAAUCCAAAUGUUCAGUGUUUUCCUAACUUCAUAUUUUAUUAGUCCUAUUCCAGACAAAGCUUACCUAGUUCACCAUUACCACCUUAGCACAUGUAAUUUACUAGAUCCUAUCCAUGAGUGUU